CGCCGCCGGCCGCCCCCCGCGCGAACCGCACCUUGCCGGCCGCUCGGCCUCGGGGCUGGCAGGGAGGCCCGACCCCGGCCGCACGUGUCCCCGGCCUCUCCUGUCCGCCCGGCCUCGGUCCCCGGUCCCCGGCUCAGCAGCCGUAAUCAAGAUGAUUACCAACUGGUUCGAAAACUUGGUCGGGGCAAGUAUAGUGAAGUAUUUGAGGCCAUUAACAUCACCAACAAUGAGAGGGUGGUUGUAAAAAUUCUCAAGCCAGUGAAGAAAAAGAAGAUAAAACGAGAGGUUAAGAUUCUGGAGAACCUUCGUGGUGGAACAAAUAUCAUUAAGCUGAUUGACACUGUAAAGGACCCUGUGUCAAAGACACCAGCUUUGGUAUUUGAAUAUAUCAAUAAUACAGAUUUUAAGCAACUCUACCAGAUCCUGACUGACUUUGAUAUCCGGUUUUAUAUGUAUGAACUACUUAAAGCUCUGGAUUACUGCCACAGCAAGGGAAUCAUGCACAGGGAUGUGAAACCUCACAAUGUCAUGAUAGAUCACCAACAAAAAAAGCUCCGGCUGAUUGACUGGGGUUUGGCAGAAUUCUACCAUCCUGCUCAGGAGUACAAUGUCCGAGUGGCCUCGAGGUACUUCAAGGGACCAGAGCUCCUUGUGGACUAUCAGAUGUAUGAUUACAGCUUGGAUAUGUGGAGCUUGGGCUGUAUGUUAGCAAGCAUGAUAUUCCGAAAGGAGCCAUUCUUCCAUGGGCAGGACAACUAUGACCAGCUUGUUCGAAUUGCCAAGGUUCUGGGGACAGAUGACCUGUAUGGGUAUCUGAAGAAGUACCACAUAGACCUAGACCCACACUUCAAUGAUAUCCUGGGACAGCAUUCACGGAAGCGCUGGGAAAACUUUAUCCAUAGUGAGAACAGACACCUUGUCAGCCCCGAGGCCCUUGAUCUUCUUGACAAGCUCCUGCGGUACGACCAUCAACAGAGAUUGACCGCCAAAGAGGCCAUGGAGCACCCGUACUUCUACCCGGUGGUGAAGGAGCAGUCCCAGCCUUGUGCUGAGAACACCGUGCUUUCCAGUGGUCUCACCGCAGCACGAUGAAGCCUGGGGAAUCGACGGUAAUGCGGCACUGAUGCUUGCCCAUAAAAACCAACCACCAAACAAAAACUUGAAGGAAACUGCAGUGUGAUAAACAGAGAUUCUAAUCCUUCCUUCUAAAGGCAAAGAAGAGUAAAGACCUAAGUCUGUCAAAGCAGGAACUCCCCAGUAGUCUGCAGGGCGCUGCGCUGUGCAGUGUGGCAGAGCGCAUGGUUCAGGAUCUGAGGGACUCUCCCUUUGGAAUGCAUGGGAGAUGAGAAGCUCGGAGUUGUUGUACACGUACCUGCGUUUAACUGUUGAAUUAACCUGUUCGGUCAACAAGCUCUGAUAUCUGACUUCCUAUCUAUUCCAUUGUGGUCUGAUUUUCUUCUGUGAGAAUUCAGGCUCAAGUUUUAGCAAAAGUCAGCAGUCUAUUCUGACACACCAGCCUCAUUUACAAAGAAAAAAAAAAGGAUUAAAACAGUGACAGUAUUUUUUUUAAGCUCUUUUACAAAUUCAUGUGUUCUGUAUUUUUUUAUGACACGAGCUCUCCAGGAAAUGUACCUCAUUCCUGCAGUUUUCUUCUAAGUGUAUUCAUUUGGAAGCAAACUGCCAUUGCUCUCGCCAUGUCCUCUUUGGUGUCAGAAGAUGGCACUAUAAAUCUCGAGAUGCCAUGUACAGGUCCCAGGCUCAUUAGAUGUUACAUGCUGUGUGCAUAACUUGGGGCUCACCUUUAUUGAUUUGCCUAACUCUUAAAUCUUGUUGCCUUUUUUUCUUCUUCUUUUUAGCUUUUUUCCCCCCACAAAGGAAAACCUCACAGUUUCUCAGCACAUCUUUGUGAGGGUGCUACCUUAAUGCACACUUUAAUACAAAGACUGUCUUUGUUCACAACCAUAGCUACAGCUGGAAGUUAGUCUUCAGGCAGCUCAAAGAUGGAGGAAACUGUUCUUUUAGGAUUUGUUCAGGAAGCCCUCACAGGUGCAAAAAGACACACACCAUCUUCCCUCCAUUUAACCUGUGACAAACAGAUCUGGCUGCAGUCAGGAUGAUGGGCAUUUACAGCUCUGAUAGGUCAUACAUGAAUGCGAUGGCAAAGAAGUCUCUUGCAUGCAGGUGCUGGCUUGUGGGUAAGGCCGUCCUGUGACUCCUGCAGCUGGCUGGAGAGGGCUGGCCAUGGCUUGCGGGAGGAAGUGGGGCUCCUGGAGCAAGUGUCAAAGCUUUAGAUCCACCAUGCUAACCCUCAUGUUAGCAAAAGCUAAUCUGUGUAUUGGUUUUGUUUUGUUUUGUUUUUUAAAUAGGGCUGAUUUCAUUCAUGGGAUUGGUCACUGACAUGGCUUGCCCUAGUCCCCUCUCCUUGGCUACAGUCACGCCUCAGCACUGGGGACCUAACAUGCUUGAGACAUCCUCCUCAUCACACUUAGGGUUUCUUCAGUGACUAUUUCAUAAUGCCAUACAUUUUUAUAAGGUUAGAUUGUUUGUUUGAAACAUCUGUUUACAUUCCAAAUUCCAAUAAACUUGUAUUGGUAUUGGUAACAGGUCCAUUUCUAAAUGCAGAUUCUAUUUUGUUGUUUGGUCUGUGGGAACUUAAAAAGCAAAUGUAACUCUUCUCUUGAUAGUAUGGAGUUGAGUUUAUAGAUUAGAAUAAGAUCUCGGCAUUUGCUGCCAGCACUGAUGACCUGACAUAGGGGAACCUACCCCAUGAGCUGUCCUCUCCCCACACAGUGCUGUGGUAUGUCACACACAAUAAAUAAAGUUUUCAAAAUCUUCUUUAAGAUCCUUUAUAAACCAGGACAUACAUUCAGUUAAGGUUUUCCAUAGAGCUCCUGCCUUCUCAUGUUGCACCUCUGUGUUUCCAUGUAUAUAUUUGUUCUUCCUGAGAAUUGGAAACAUAGCAUGGCUGAGAGACAUGGCCCGUGUUGACAUACAAUGGGGAUUAGUAUGGGGGUUGUCAUGUGCCAUCACAGGAGCCUGGAUCCUUGGUGGUUAGGGGUUCCUUUUCUGUUCUCUGAAACCAUCUCCUUGAUUACCCAAGCUUCCUUCUUCUCUAAGUUGUUCAAGAGCUUGUUGGAGGGCCUCAAUUGAGCAGCAUUCCCACCUUUUUGCCCCAGGUCCUCCAGAGACAGUCCAAACAUCUGGGAAGAGAGGUUGGCCACGUUCCUCUCCCCACCCCCUUGACAUACUCUGGGAGCGAGGUCUGUGAGUGGCAGCCCAGCAGGACAUGUUUGCAGCAGUGACAGCAUUUCACCUCUCUCCCACCUUGGGCUUGAAAUGCUUACUCCCUCUGAGCCUGUACUUGAUGCUUAGGCUGACCUUCCCCAAACCGCAGUAUCUAGUGGGCCUCUUUGACCUGUCUCCAAACCUACCUUGGUGUAUAUAUAUCAGGUACACCUUGGUCCAUCCCCCUGGAGAUAGUACCUGGGUUUUAAAGAGUGUGUGUGAGUAGGGGUGGGAUCCGUUCUAUUCAGACUAAGCUAGUAAAUUUGCCCACCCAGUGUCCUUUUCAGUGAAUUUUUUUUAAGCUCAUCUCAGUAAUUCUCUUUUGUUUGUUUCAUUACCUUAUUACAGAUUAAAAGUGCCUAUGACAAGGACUUAAUUAUUUCCUAAUGAAAAGCAAAAAUACCCCACAGAGACCUGUGGGGAGCAGGGUAUUGUUGCACUGUCAUCUCAGGUAUGCCUGUGUUGAAGAGCGUGCCCCUGGUGUGAUGACAGGCAGCUCCAGGGCUGCGUUCAAAUCAGUUUCCUUGGCAUCCACAGAGUGACCACAAGGUUCCUGGACUAAAAGCCAUUCUGAGAAUUAAGUGUGUUGGUGACAGUUUGUUCUUUUCAGACUCCUGUCAGCCGACCUGCUCCUGUCCUUGUAGGUGGCUGGUAGAAGCCACUGCCAUGGAAUGAGGCCAUGUUUUACUGAGGCUUGAUCUGGAAGAGCAGAGUGUCCAGCCAGGUCUUGUGGACCUUACCCUAACAUGGCCAUGCCUCAGGCACAUGGGUUUCCUAGUGGGAAAGAGGGUUCUCUCAGUCUAACUAUUGAGAGAAAGGAGCUGGGAGUCCUUGAAGUUUAGAGAAGGUGGCUGUUGGGGACAGGUGAAAGAAAAGAUCCAGUAAGAAAAAUGUCGUAAAGGUGGGUCUUAAAGAGCUCAUACUUACAAGUAUGAUACUACGGGACACUAAGUUCCUGCUGCAAAUGCCUGGACAGUGCCCUUGGCCUGGGUCCAGUGGCCCUUGAGAGGUUGCCAGGGACCUCAGGGAAACAACCUAGGUCUCCAGGAGCAUGCGAAUGUGUCAGCAGAGCUACUUGGGGCACAGGAAGGAUAGAGUUUAUAUGUGCACUGAGAGAAAUAUAAAUAUAGGAGCCCAGUUAACUUUCUGUCAACACCAUCUUAGGUUCCCUGACACGGACAGAGGACAGUCUCCUGCCCACAAGUUACUAGAUAAGAGCUGGGGAGAGGUGGUUGCAAAUGCCAGCCCUUCUGAAAGCAAAAGCAAGCAGGUCUCUUAGGCACACAAGAACCUGAGUUUGUCGGGGAGUUCAAUCAAUGAAACUGUGUUCUGCCUUUAAAAACAAGCCCCACCGGCGGACAGUGGGCAAGGGAGUGGCCAAGAGUGCUUGCUUUUGCCGCCAUGUGGGCGUUCUCGGUUGUAGAACCUAGCAAGGUCGGAUUAUACAACAGACGCAUACUUUUGUGUCGACCAACAAUGUGCUACAAAUGUGACACUUGACCCUGAACUGCAUGUAUUGGGGACUUUUUAGAAGAAAAAACAAACUUUGAAUCAAUAAAUUAACAGUUUUUCCA
Molecule: messenger RNA, 4859 nt
Organism: Rattus norvegicus (Norway rat)
Lineage: Eukaryota; Metazoa; Chordata; Mammalia; Rodentia; Muridae
Gene: Csnk2a2
Product: casein kinase 2 alpha 2
Biological process (GO): double-strand break repair; negative regulation of proteasomal ubiquitin-dependent protein catabolic process; regulation of chromosome separation
Cellular component (GO): PcG protein complex; nucleus
Molecular function (GO): protein kinase activity; kinase activity; protein serine/threonine kinase activity
Source: RefSeq, a predicted model, not a curated record